Messenger RNA from Xyrichtys novacula (pearly razorfish), 441 nucleotides. Lineage: Eukaryota; Metazoa; Chordata; Actinopteri; Labriformes; Labridae. The record is from the annotation of a GenBank genome assembly.
AUGACGUUAAACACGCCGAUAUUAAAGCCGCAGAUAAACUUCCUCACUGGAGGUUCUGAACAGAUUCUGGGAGCGUCUGCAGAGAACUGUGAGCACAAACGAGGAGAGAGGAGCAGGAGGAGGAGCAGGAAGAGGAGCUGGAUCAUCUCUUUAGUUCUCGUAUUGAUUAAAGUUUGGAGCCUCCGGCUGUUUGAGAAGACUCCCAGACCGAGCAGCGCCGCAGGAAACUCAGAUAUUAAUGAGAGAGGAGAGGAGAGGAGGGAGGAGCUGAGGAGGAGAGAGGAGGAGAGAGGAGAGAGGAGAGGAGAGGAGAGGAGAGGAGGGGGGGGGAGAGGAGAGGAGAGAGGAGAGGAGAGGAGGGAGGAGCUGAGGAGGAGAGGAGGAGAGAGGAGAGGAGAGGAGAGGAGGAGAGGAGAGGAGAGGAGGAGAGGGAGGAAAUGA